AUGGCGCCCAAACCAAAACCAAAACCAAAAUGUUUCUCUACCCCCAAGACUAAACCCAACAUCACCACACCCACUCCUACCCCUCGCACCACUCCAAGGACCACCAACACGAGAACCAAGACGAGAACCAUCACGAAGACCACCACCGCAUCUCCCAGGGUGACGGCCAUCACCAUGAAGAAGACACCACCGCCCUCCAAAAGGAAAGUCACCAGGCACCACGCCUGCCGCUUCAAGCCGCCAUGCAAGCAAGGCCACGGUGGCCCAGCCAAGUCCAUCUUGCCGAUCGGCAAGUACUACUAUAGUGAGGAGGCGCUCGUGCGCGAUCUAGAUGCUCUAAAGCGGGGUGCCAUAUACAAGGACGACAAAGAGUUCUUUAAGCGGGUGAAGGCGUGGUACAAGGCCGAGGUUGAUCGUUUGAUAUAUCGGAAGCAAGUUCAGAGUGAGGCAAAGAAAGAGAAAGAGGAAAAGGAGAUCGAUAAGGUCAUGAUCAGGCCCGCCGCGGCGACUACACGACCAGGAACUAGCAACCUGAAGCGCAAGCUCGCCGCUGCUUCCAACAUGAACUCCGACGGCAGUGGAUCGUCUGACGAGCCUUUAAUAUCCGACGACUCAGUUGACAACCCCUCCUCCGAGUCCGAGUACUCUGAUUUCGACGACAGUCAUUUCCGAAAGAUACGUGCUCUGAGGGCCACCACUCCCAUCACCAAGAAUCCCCACCAAACUCUUCAGACACCACCCCCGUCCUCCUCCGAAAAGCCGACACCCACGCGUGUACAGCCCAGCAGAGCAGUCAAGCGUAAAGUUGACACUACCCCAUCGCUACUACCACUGACCCCGGCUAAGACCCCAAGUCCCAAACGGCGGAAGAUGACACCGGUCGUUGAACGCCCAAAAUCAGAACCGAACGCGGAGCACCGCGAAAGCCCCCGCCCCGAAGACCAAACGAAAGGCGACUACACCCUCUCGAAACAUGACUUUGAGGAGUACCAACCCGAUUACGCCGACCGUGGCUCACAUGCCGACGGACUAGACGUCGCUUACUUCAUGAUCGAAGUCGAGAAAGCCGUUGAUGUCGCCAUCAACGAGCUGGUAGCCGCUCGUCUCGGCAACGGAGUCUUUUCUCUAUCCUCCCCGAGCGAAAUUGAUCAAGGCGGUAUUCGAGCAAGGUGGAGGAGACUUGGCAUUAUCGCCAGCCAUACUAAUGUUGUUGGCCAUAAAAACCGAACCGCGGAAGAAGAAAGUAAGGACGAGGAAGAGGUGUUUGUGCCUGCUGGUGAUGCAGUGUCGGGCGAAGACAGGCGACCGCUGGCGCUUUCACGUUCUGCUCCCCCUGAGGUGAACAAGGGAGGGAAGAAAGGGCUUGAACUACGACUCGUUUCCAGGCAAGGAACACCGGCUCCGGAAGCGCCGAUGGAGCUUAGUCCGACGCUAGGACGAUGGCAGCUUGCGGGUGAUAGGAGAGGGAGUGGCUCUUCUAGACUGGGCGGUUCCAGAGCUGGGGAUAGGGUGAAGAUGAAACGUGAGGUCGACUCGAAGGCAGUAGCGGCGGAGAAAGAAUCUGGUCUCGGAUCAGGAGGUGAAGGUGCAGUCGUGGGAUCGCCCAUGGAAUCGAACAAAAGGUCGAUACAGGUGUCUGGAUUGAAGUUCGACGUAGAGCUGCGCACGCUCGAAGUUGGAGAAUAUGGCGAGAGCAAAAAGACCAUAUGGUUCCAUAUGCUGUGA
This is a messenger RNA of Sordaria macrospora k-hell, 1725 nucleotides long. RefSeq lists its product as uncharacterized. Lineage: Eukaryota; Fungi; Ascomycota; Sordariomycetes; Sordariales; Sordariaceae. The record is from RefSeq and is a predicted model, not a curated record.